AUGGCUGCUCAACCAUCCCAAGCCAACAUCGACGCAAUGGCCAAAGCCGUCUACGAGCAAUGUCUACAAGCUCCAAGCGACUACCUUUUCUCAGUUUCAGAACUUCAGGACUUGGUCCCUGGGAAAAACAACCUUGAGCUAACACAAAAAGUCCUCAAUGAAUUAUUACGGACUCGCUCGCUCAGUGCCCUCACCCGGGGCUCCCAGACUGUGUUCCGUUCUGUUCCUAAGGAUUUUGCAGAGAAGGUCAAAAAUAUGACCCCGGACGAGGAAUUGUUAUACGGAUAUAUUCAGGAGUCGGCGAGGGAAGGGAUUUGGACAAAGCAACUAAAAAUAAAGUCGAAUAUGCAUUCUACGGCAGUUAAUAAGGCGUUGAAAGGGUUGGAGAGGAAGAAGUUUAUCAAGUCGAUAAAGAGUGUUAAUCACCCAGCGCGCAAUAUCUACAUGCUCUACGAACUCACACCAUCAAUAGAAGUCACAGGAGGCCCUUGGUUUACGGACUCAGAGCUCGACAAAGAAUUCGUAAACGAGCUACUAACCGCCAUCACCAAGUUUAUGGUGUCAAAGUCUUUCCCAAAGCUUCCUGCCCGGGGUGUCAUCGGCUCAUUCCCUCCUGGUUACACUGGUUAUCCAACCUUGAACCAAGUCUAUCUCUGGGUCAAGAGUAGUAACUUGACCGAAGUUGACCUCGCAGAGGCCGAUAUCAGAAGCCUGCUCGAUGUGCUAGUGUACGAUGGGAAAAUUGAACGUGUAGUGGGAGGAAUGGCCUAUCGGGCUGUCAGGAGACCGGAUAGCAUCAAUGGGUUUACCGAGAGUCCGUGCGGGAGGUGCCCCGUUUUUACCUUGUGCAAGGAGGGAGGCCCAGUUAGUGCGAGUAAUUGCGUGUAUUUCGAGGACUGGCUGAAUGCAUGAGAGGGGGCUUGUCAUUUUGCGCUUUCGAGUGAAGGAGUGGGCUUGGGUCCGGCAUUGUGUGGUGCAAAUGACCGAGAAGGUCUACUAUGAUGCAAACCACGUAAAACGUAUAGUAUCAUACUGGUGUUUCAAAAUGUAAUGCCUUCUGUUAUCGGGGCAAA
Tuber melanosporum (Perigord truffle) is the source of this 1073-nucleotide messenger RNA. RefSeq lists its product as uncharacterized. The transcript has 3 exons. Gene Ontology annotation, cellular component: RNA polymerase III complex. Lineage: Eukaryota; Fungi; Ascomycota; Pezizomycetes; Pezizales; Tuberaceae. Gene Ontology annotation, biological process: transcription by RNA polymerase III. The record is from RefSeq and is a predicted model, not a curated record. The coding region runs from base 1 to 912 and encodes 303 amino acids.